Molecule: messenger RNA, 1770 nt
Organism: Zasmidium cellare ATCC 36951
Lineage: Eukaryota; Fungi; Ascomycota; Dothideomycetes; Mycosphaerellales; Mycosphaerellaceae
Product: GMC oxidoreductase
Exons: 4
Coding region: 1-1770 (589 amino acids)
Molecular function (GO): flavin adenine dinucleotide binding; oxidoreductase activity, acting on CH-OH group of donors
Source: RefSeq, a predicted model, not a curated record
AUGCGGUCUUUCCUGCUCACCACCCUCGCUCUCCCAUCGGUCUUCGCAAAAGCUCAAGAUGCCUACGACUACCUGAUCGUUGGAGGCGGCACCUGUGGCCUCGUCCUCGCCAACCGACUCACCGAGAGUCCCAAUGUGACAGUCGCUGUCAUCGAGGCUGGAGAUUCCGUCAAGGACUCGUACAACGUGACCCAAAUUGAGAACUACUUCGUCAAUCUGGGGACUUCGAUCGACUGGGCCUACCCAAGCGUACCUCAAGAAUACACCGAUGGCAAAGUCUUGACGUUCAACGCUGGAAAAGCGCUGGGAGGAACAAGUACGAUCAAUGGCGCGACCUACGUUCGAGCUUCCAGGGCACAGAUCGAUGCGUGGGAAGACCUGGGAAAUGAAGGCUGGAACUGGGACUCCCUGUGGCCGUACUAUCUGAAGAGUGAGCAUUUCCAACCACCGACUCCUGAUCUCGUGGCCAAAGGGGCCGAGUACGAAGCAUCUGCCCAUGGCACUGGUGGCCACGUGGGUGUCGGAUGGAGCAAUUACACCAUGGGCGGCAACGCGCAUUCUGUGAUCAAUCAGACGUACCAAAAUCUCGGUAUCCCAUACAACAGAGACCAGUCUACGGGUGAUUUACAUGGGUUCUCGGUCUUUCCAAGUACUAUCGACAGCAAAUUGGAGAUCAGAUCGGACGCCGCGAGGAGCUACUGGUAUAGCAUUGAAAGCAGGCCGAACCUUCAUCUCUUCACGAAUACACUGGCUGAGAAGAUACAAUGGAGUGCGCUCAAACCGCAGCCCAAGACGUCCAAACUCGCAGCAUCUGGAGUGCAAGUUCGACCGAUAUCUGGUGGAGACUCAAGGACCAUCACAGCUCGAAAAGAAGUCAUUCUGUCGGCCGGCUCGCACAAAUCUCCUGGUAUGUUGGAGCGUUCAGGAUUUGGCAAUCCGAACAUACUCUCCAAAAUGGGCAUUCCACUCAAGUACAACUUGCCUGCAGUUGGGGACGGCCUUCAAGACCAACCCAAUGUCGUGAUCCUCGCCAACGCGAGCACGAACUGGACAGGCUACACGCCAUACGUAACUUAUCCAACAGCUUCCGACCUCUUUGGCGCCAAUACUUCGAACGUGGCGAGACACGUGAGCGACCAGAUUCCUGCAUACGCUGCGACCAUUGCGAGCAAGUCCAACAACGCCACCACUGCAGAUGUUGUGCAGAAGCAGCUUCGUAUUCAGGUAGACCUCAUUUUCAACAAGAGCAUUCCAGUGGGUGAGAUCUUGACGGUCCCGUCAGAGACGCAGAUACUUGCAGCAUUCUGGCUGUUGCUGCCUUUCUCACGCGGAAGUACACACAUCAGCAGCACAAACACGAGCGACGCACCGCUUAUCAGCCCGAACUUCUUCAUGCUUGACUGGGAUGCUAUAGGUCAAACGGCUAUUGCGAAUCUGGUGAGGCGAGCUUUCCACACGGGACCACUCGGAGAAUAUACUGGAGCAGACAUCACACCGAACACCACUGUUGUUCCCAAUGGAGCAGGAGUGGAGCAAUGGUUGCCCUAUUUCAAGCAGAGCUAUACGCCCAACAACCACCCUGUAUCCACCUGUGCCAUGAUGAGCCACGAGCUUGGUGGGGUGGUCGAUCCCGAGCUCGUCGUUUACGGAACACAGAACGUGCGGGUGGUCGAUGCGAGUGUGUUGCCCUUCCAGAUCAAUGGCCAUCUCACGAGCACACUGUAUGCGGUGGCAGAGCGAGCUUCUGAUCUCAUAAAGGAAAGCGCGUAG